GGGUGAGCCCCCUCUUGAGGACGAGUGACCCCGUCAGUAGGGCCGGGGUGAACCCCUGCAAAGUGGGAUUGGCUCUAACAGGAAGGAGUGACGUCUCCGUGAAUCAGUGACCCUCAGGAGGGCCGGGGAGAACAAGUGACCGGCUUAGUGGAGAUAGAGCCUUCGAGAACAGGGUGACCUCUCCCUUGGGAAUGCGUUACCCGUCAGGGCGGCUGAGGGAGACUUGGAAAAUAGAGGCAAGUGGAGGAAACACCCACAGUACCACUACUCGAACAUAGUUUUCCACGUUUGUUCAUUCCCUUUCAGUUAUAAGACCUAAUUAUGAGCGAUCAAAUCAAAUUCAUUGUGGACAAUCUCAAUAAGGAGCCUUUUAGGAAGAACUAUAAUUUAAUCACAUUUGAUUCCCUGGAGCCAAUGCAACUAUUGCAAAUUCUAAAUGAUGUUCUGGCUGAGAUUGACCCAAAGCAAGUUGUUGAUAUCAGAGAGGAGAUGCCAGAGCAGACAGCCAAAAGGAUGUUGAGCCUCCUUGGUAUCCUUAAAUACAAACCUCCAGGAAAUGCCACAGACAUGAGUACCUUUCGUCAGGGUCUGGUGAUUGGAAGUAAACCUGUAAUUUAUCCAGUGCUCCACUGGCUUCUUCAGAGGACUAAUGAACUGAAGAAAAGAGCAUAUUUAGCUCGUUUUUUAAUAAAACUUGAGGUACCAAAUGAGUUUCUUCAGGAUGAAACAGUGGCUGAUACCAAUAAACAGUAUGAAGAGCUGAUGGAAGCCUUUAAAACUUUGCAUAAAGAAUGUGAGCAACUCAAGACAUCUGGAUUUUCUACAGCAGAAAUAAGAAGGGAUAUCAGUGCAAUGGUGGAAGAAAAGGAUCAGCUCAUUAAGAGAGUUGAACGUUUGAAGAAAAGGGUGGAGACAGUUCAGAAUCAUCAACGAAUGCUUAAAAUAGCAAGGCAACUUCGAGUUGAAAAAGAGAGAGAAGAAUUUCUUGCACAACAGAAACAGGAACAAAAGAAUCAGCUAUUUCAUGCAGUGCAGAGACUGCAAAGAGUACAAAAUCAGCUGAAAAGUAUGCGCCACGCAGCAGCAGAUGCGAAGCCUGAAAGUUUAAUGAAGAGACUAGAAGAAGAGAUAAAAUUUAAUUCUUACAUGGUAACUGAAAAAUUUCCUAAAGAAUUAGAGAGCAAGAAAAAAGAAUUGCAUUUUUUACAAAAAGUGGUUUCAGAGCCUGCCAUGGGCCAUUCUGAUCUUCUUGAACUUGAAUCUAAAAUAAAUGAAAUAAACACACAGAUAAAUCAGCUGAUUGAAAAGAAAAUGAUGAGAAAUGAACCAACUGAAGGCAAACUCUCACUAUACAGGCAGCAGGCAUCCAUCAUUUCUCGUAAAAAAGAAGCCAAAGCUGAGGAACUUCAGGAAACGAAGGAGAAGUUAGCCAGCUUAGAGAGAGAGGUGUCAUUGAAGACAAAUCAGACCCGUGAAUUUGAUGGCGCCGAAGUUUUGAAGGGAGAUGAAUUCAAACGAUAUGUCAGUAAACUUCGAAGCAAGAGUACAGUUUUCAAAAAGAAGCAUCAAAUAAUCGCUGAAUUUAAAGCUGAAUUCGGUCUCUUGCAGAGGACAGAAGAACUUCUUAAGCAACGUCAUGAAAAUAUUCAACAUCAACUGCAAACUAUUGAAGAGAAAAAGGGCAUAUCUGGAUAUAGUUACACCCAGGAAGAGCUAGAAAGGGUAUCUGCACUGAAGAGCGAAGUUGAUGAAAUGAAAGGCCGAACACUAGAUGACAUGUCUGAAAUGGUAAAAAAGCUGAAUUCACUGGUAUCUGAAAAGAAGUCUGCUCUAGCCCCAGUUAUAAAAGAACUACGACAGUUGCGUCAGAAAUGUCAAGAACUAACCCAGGAAUGUGAUGAAAAGAAAUCUCAGUAUGAUAGCUGUGCAGCAGGCCUCGAAAGCAACCGGUCCAAAUUAGAACAGGAAGUCAGAGGACUCCGUGAAGAAUGUCUUCAGGAAGAAAGUAGAUAUCAUUACACAAAUUGUAUGAUUAAGAACCUAGAAGUACAACUUCGUCGUGCUACUGAUGAGAUGAAGGCAUAUGUCUCUUCUGAUCAACAAGAAAAAAGAAAGGCAAUAAGGGAGCAGUAUACAAAAAAUAUUGCCGAACAGGAAAACCUUGGAAAGAAACUCCGAGAAAAACAGAAGGCUGUACGAGAAAGUCAUGGUCCAAAUAUGAAACAAGCAAAAAUGUGGCGUGAUUUUGAACAGUUGAUGGAAUGUAAGAAACAGUGCUUUCUGAAACAACAAAGCCAAACUUCCAUUGGUCAGAGGAAUCUUUUAGGAACUAAUAUCUCUUGUUUUGAAGAAACAUUUAUCUGAAGUUCAGCAAUUCCUACAGUUUCACUUCAGUUUCUCUUCUGUAAAAUUCAAGAAAAUUUACUAUUUUGAAUA
Messenger RNA from Hyaena hyaena (striped hyena), 2436 nucleotides. RefSeq names its product intraflagellar transport 81 (gene IFT81). Gene Ontology annotation, biological process: cilium assembly; intraciliary transport. Bases 322 to 2364 code for a protein of 680 amino acids. Gene Ontology annotation, molecular function: tubulin binding. Gene Ontology annotation, cellular component: centrosome; intraciliary transport particle B; cilium. NCBI's taxonomy places the organism in Eukaryota, Metazoa, Chordata, Mammalia, Carnivora, Hyaenidae. The transcript is spliced from 21 exons. The record is from RefSeq and is a predicted model, not a curated record.